This is a messenger RNA of Echinostoma caproni, 1317 nucleotides long. The record is from the annotation of a GenBank genome assembly. Lineage: Eukaryota; Metazoa; Platyhelminthes; Trematoda; Plagiorchiida; Echinostomatidae.
AUGAUUAAAGACAAUAUUUCCCACACAUUCCGCAUAUCUUCGACUCAUCGGGACAAUGCUGGUGUUUAUCGCUGUGUGGCUCUUAAUGCUUUCGGCGGUCUACGAAGUACUUCGCUUAAACUGGAAAUAGGAUAUUUGGAUCCAUUGAAUCCCAAAGCUCGUUCUCGUUCACUACUCGAAGUGUACCUGGGGCAAGCAGUCGUUCUUUGGCCCAGUUCAUAUGCUCGGAUAUUCGCCCCGGGUGGAACUCACUCUGAACUGGACACAAGCUCCGCGGAGGAUAGCACAUUAUCGGUAAAUGCAGUACCUGCCCCACGUGCCAAAUGGACCAUGAAUAACGGACCAGUUCCAACCACAACGAGUAUUUACGUGAGCUUGGUCGAACAAACUCUCGUGCUAUUGAAUGUCGACUGGUCUCUUGAUUCGACCGUAUUUCGAGCACAUCUGGUGAACAGUUACGGUGAUGCACAAGCUCAAGGAGGAGUGUAUACACAAUCAUUCAUCUUGACUGUGAAAGAACCCAUGCCUGAUGCACCAAUUCAGUCACUUCACUUGGUACUGCCACCAAAGGAUGUUACCGUUGUACUGCAAGACGGCCAGUCCGGAAGCGCGACGUUCGAGUGUGUAUUCAAUGCACGUCCAUCACAUGCAUUACGUGUUCGCUGGUAUCACCGUCAAGUGGAUGAUGCAGGACCGAGCCAAAUGCAGCUCAUUCAUUCACACGAUAGCCAGUCGGACAACGCGCGUUCUUACCGGUUUGAUCGAUCUGGCCUGAACAGAAGUCUGACCGUAUCAAAUAUUCGCACACCAACGAUGUCUGUUCUUACAGGGUUGGUUGAGACCUAUAUGGAAGAAUUCACAUGUCAAGCCUAUUUGGAAGCGUAUCCACUAGCUGGCGAUGGAUUUACAAGAUAUGAUGAUAACUUGAACUACGGUAUGGCCUACAUGAGUGGUCCACUCUCAGCAACUGCUCGAUUACGAAUUCACGUCACUCCACGACUCCGACUGAGUUCAUCAGUUGUUCCGUUUCCGGUCCAACCUGGUGACAAUCUGGGACUCCAACCCAAGGCUGCGAUUGUCCAGAGCUCGGUCAGCGCGACCCUAAUUAUUCCGUGCGAAUUCGAGCAUGCGGGGCAUCCGAGAGCCACAAUUGAAUGGUACAAAAAUGGACGAAGGUUGACUCCAGCGGUUGGUUCUACCAGAAUGAAGUCUUAUGUGGAAAUUGUGGAACGUUCAGAAGCCUCGGCGGAAUUCGAACCCAUGCAGGGAUGCCACCUAAACUAUUGUACCACGCACGCUCUACCAGCUAAUCUAUGA